Messenger RNA from Apiotrichum porosum, 642 nucleotides. RefSeq lists its product as uncharacterized. NCBI's taxonomy places the organism in Eukaryota, Fungi, Basidiomycota, Tremellomycetes, Trichosporonales, Trichosporonaceae. The coding region runs from base 1 to 642 and encodes 213 amino acids. The record is from RefSeq and is a predicted model, not a curated record. The transcript is spliced from 2 exons.
AUGUCCGACCCCCAACCCCCUGGCAUCGACCCCAAGCUCGCGGCCAAGCGCACUCGUGUUGAAGACGGAGACCACAACGACGGUGACCCCGCCGCCUCUUCUUCGCCCAAGCCUGACAAGAAGUCGCGUCGCGAGGAGCCAGCCUGGAGCACGGACACCACCAUGGGCGAGCCUAGCAAUGGCCAGGAAACCAUUCAGUCGCGCCUGGCGCAGCUCGUCAAGAUGUCCGAGGCGACCGCAGCCAAGGCCAACGGCACCAAGCCCGGCCCCCCUCCAACCCUUUCGCACAGCGGCGACGAUCAACUUGACCACCUCGACGACUCGGAACUCCCGCCCUUGACCUUGGCCGAAUCCAACCAGGUCGUUGCGGAACUGUGCGAAGUCGUGCUCGCCAAGCUUCAAGUCCAGCGCCAGGAACUCGGGGCUCGUGGGAGUGCGGUUCUCCUCAAGCAGAUCGAGGUCGCCAAGGCGCGCCGCGAGGCUGAAGAGGCCCAGGACAGGGCUGACGCGCUCAAGACCACGACCCUGUCGGCCAAAGUGGAGCUCCUGCGCAGGGCGAAACUGGCCCUCCCGGACAAGGACUUCAAGGCCAUCGACGCGGCGAUCAUGGGCGAGCUCAACCAGUUCUUCCUCAAGAAGUAG